UCUUGCUAUGAGGACAGGUUUAAAUGCAAUCUUGCAAACUUUAACGCCGGAAGCGGCAACAGUGUUCAACCAUUCUAUAGCUGAAGCGGGUCGUCGGAAUCACAACCAAACGACGCCGCUUCACGUGGCGGCGACACUUCUCGCCGCGCCAACUGGGUUUCUCCGGCAAGCAUGUAUCCGGUCCCACCCAAAUUCAUCCCACCCACUCCAGUGUAGAGCACUGGAGCUCUGUUUUAGUGUAGCGUUAGAAAGACUUCCAUCUAACGCUACAUCUUCACCUGCGGCUUUAGAGCCGCCGGUUUCCAAUGCUUUAAUGGCGGCAUUGAAACGGGCCCAAGCCCAUCAACGCCGUGGUUGCUCAGACCAACAACAACAACAGCCGUUGUUGACUGUUAAAGUUGAACUUGAACAUCUUAUUAUUUCGAUUCUUGAUGACCCGAGUGUCAGUCGGGUCAUGCGAGAAGCGAGCUUUUCUAGCCCGGCUGUUAAGGCCACAAUUGAGCAGCAUUCAUUAGCCAACAAUGUCGUUUUCCGGCCGUCUUUGCCGGCCGGAACCCAAUCUCCGGUACCCAAUAACCGGAAUUUAUAUAUGAACCAAAUGUUACAAAGAAGUGAUGAAACAUCAGUUUCUUCAAUGAAUCUUUAUCUAAAAAAUCCAAGAUUACAAAUGGGCCAAAAACAGGGGAAUUUGAAUUUGGGUUUUAAUCAACAAGUAAGAGUUGAUGAUGUUAAAAGGGUUAUGGAUACAAUGUCGAAAUCGAAUAAAAAGAAUCCGAUUUUAGUAGGCGAAUUCGGUACCGAAAUAUUGAAGAAAGAAAUUUUGAAGAGAAUUCAAAGUGGUGACAUUUCAACAAUACAUGGAUUCAAGAAUUUCGAUAUCGUUUCUGUUGAAUUUCCUGCGAAAAUCGAUGAACUAAUUGAUGUUAUUAAGGCUAGAAUUCGAAAUGGGAGUGACAGAGGCAUUGUGAUAGAUAUAGGUGAUUUGAAAUGGCUAAUUGAGCAACCAGCAACAACGGAAAUUGGUCGUGAAUCUGUUGCUAAGAUUGCGAAAUUAGUGACUAAAUUUGGGUCAGAGAAUGACAAAAUUUGGUUGAUUGGAACAGCAAGCUGUGAGACAUAUUGGAAGUGCCAAACUUAUCAUCCUUCUUUGGAAAAUGAUUGGGAUUUACAAGUUGUACCAAUAUCAUCCACUUUCUCCAACAGGUUUGGGUCAAAUGGGAUGUUUGGUAGUUCAGUUGAAUCUGUAAAUUUGUUUAGGAACUGUGACCAAAUGCCACCGUGUUGCCCAAAAUGUUUUAAUGAGUAUGAGCAAGAGCUAGUGAAGUUAAAUGAGCUUGAGAAAUCGUGUGUAGAGGCUAAGAGUAAUCUACCUCAGUGGUUGCAAGAUGCAAAAGCGCAGUGUGGUGAAAGCGAGAGUGAUAGUGAUACGAGUAUGCCUAAUCAUUCUCGGGUUAAUGAUCAACAGUUAUUGAAGAAAUGGACUGAUAUAUGCUUGAGAAUACAUCCUAACCAUGAUCAAAGCCCAAAUUUUGCUAGAAUGUUGACAGGCUUUGUACCGAUGGUACCUAUGGUAAAUGCGUAUAAACCAAAUCGACUUCUGGGUCAAAGUCAAACCGGUCAACUACAAGAGAUGCCUCGAAGCCCUGUUCAUACAGAGCUAGUUCUUGGAUCAAAUGAAGUACAUGAGGAUCCAUCUGUGAAAGACUUUUUAGGGUGCAUUUCAUCCGAACCUCAAGCCAAGGGUAAAUUUGCCAAUUUAGAAGAUGCAGACUCGUUCAAGAAACUUCUCAAGGCUCUAAUGAAAAUGGCAUGGUGGCAACCGGAGGCAGCGUCCACAAUUGCUAAAAUCGUAACACAAUGUGGUUCAAGGGGUAGUAUGUGGUGGUUGUUUGCCGGUCCUGAUCGAGCUGGAAAGAAAAAGAUGGCAUCAGUUCUUGCCCAACAUGUCCGUGGGGCUGAUCCGAUCACAAUAUGCCUUGGGUCAAGGCGUGGUGAUAAUGAAGUGGAUACAGGUUAUCGUGGAAAAACAGUGUUGGAUCGCAUUGUUGAAGCAGUUCGGAGGAACCCAUUUUCAGUGAUUGUGCUUUCUGAUAUUGAUGAAGCUGAUAUGCUCGUUCGUGGGAGUAUAAAGCAAGCAAUGCAAAGAGGUCGCCUCACGGAUUCUCAUGGACGUGAGAUUAGCCUUGGGAACAUUAUAUUCGUGUUGACUGGAAACUGGUCAACAACCAAUGCAGAUGAUGAAGUGCUUGACGAGAAGCGGUUAAAUUUGGCUAAUGUUGGCGGCCAGUUGCAGCUCACUGUUUGUGAAAAACGAUCAAAACGCCGAGCUGAAUGGCUUCCCGGGGAAAAUAUGUGUACAAAACAACCAAGGAAAGUAGGGUCCGGGCUUUCACUUGAUCUUAACUUAGCUAUGGAUGUGGAGGAAGACCGGACAGACACAAGUGAUCUCACUAUUGAGCAAGGAGACGAGAAUCCAUGUUUUGCUAUUCCAUCAGUUUCAGUACCAUAUGAGCUUGUAGGCCCAAGUAACGAGGCGGUUAUGUUUAAGCCAGUUCAGUUUGGGCUCAUCCGCCGUGAAAUUGAGAAAACAGUCAAAACCGUAUUUUCUAGCAUCGUGGAUAAGAAACUCUCCAUAGAGGUCGAUGAAUCAACUCUAGACAACAUAUCAAGCGUGCUAUGGUUUGGCACGACAAGUCUAGAAGAUUGGGCGGCACGGGUACUAGUCCCGAGCUUCCACAAGCUCAUUGAACAGUUACCCUCCUCAUUUGAAGACUUGGUGGUUCGUCUUGAGUCCGAUCAAGAUCCGAAUCUCGACCAGGCACACCAUUGCAAAGAUAUGCUGCCAAGCAAUAUUAAAGUAGUAAUAGAUACAGUCUGAAAAAGUAAAGGGGUUAACUUUAAAACUCUUUGCUUCUUUUGGGAUCAUAGUUGUAAAUACACAACUCUAUAAAUAGUGCAGGGAAAAGGCAUAUUCAAACUUUUUUAAGUUUUUUUGGUGGUAUAAACAGAUGGAAAUAUUGUAAUCGAAAGAUGUUAAAAUUGUAUAUAGAUGUUACAA
This is a messenger RNA of Erigeron canadensis, 3058 nucleotides long. RefSeq names its product protein SUPPRESSOR OF MAX2 1-like. Bases 8 to 2878 code for a protein of 956 amino acids. The transcript is spliced from 3 exons. NCBI's taxonomy places the organism in Eukaryota, Viridiplantae, Streptophyta, Magnoliopsida, Asterales, Asteraceae. Gene Ontology annotation, molecular function: ATP hydrolysis activity; ATP binding. The record is from RefSeq and is a predicted model, not a curated record.